UUGAUUCCCUUCACCGUCGUCACGAUGGAAUCUCCGAAGAAUUCUCUGAUCCCUAGCUUCCUCUAUUCCUCCUCCUCAUCGCCGAGAUCUCUCCUCCUCAACGCUGCAUUCGCGUCCUCCAACGUCGAGAAAUCUCCUCCUCCUUCCUCCGCUCCGAAGACGUUGGUGUCACGGAAGAAUUUCGUGAUCGCGUCUCCCACGGAGCCAGGGAAAGGGAUCGAGAUGUACUCUCCCGCCUUCUACGCCGCGUGUACCUUCGGUGGGAUUCUCAGCUGUGGUCUCACUCACAUGACUGUUACUCCUCUCGAUCUCGUCAAAUGCAAUAUGCAGAUUGAUCCAGCGAAGUACAAGAGCAUCUCGUCUGGUUUUGGGAUAUUGUUGAAGGAGCAAGGAGUCAAAGGCUUUUUCCGUGGAUGGGUUCCUACUUUGUUGGGUUACAGUGCUCAGGGUGCCUGCAAGUUCGGAUUCUACGAGUUCUUUAAGAAGUAUUACUCUGAUCUUGCUGGACCUGAGUACACUGCCAAGUACAAAACGCUUAUCUACCUUGCUGGUUCUGCAUCUGCUGAGGUGAUUGCAGAUAUUGCACUUUGCCCGUUUGAAGCUGUUAAGGUUAGGGUUCAGACUCAGCCUGGUUUCGCUAGGGGAAUGUCUGAUGGGUUUCCCAAGUUUGUCAGGUCUGAAGGAUACGGAGGCUUGUAUAAGGGACUUGGUCCACUUUGGGGACGUCAAAUUCCUUACACUAUGAUGAAGUUUGCUUCAUUUGAGACCAUUGUCGAGAUGAUCUACAAGUAUGCAAUCCCCAACCCAAAGCACGAGUGCAGCAAAGGUUUGCAACUAGGGGUUAGUUUUGCUGGAGGUUAUGUCGCUGGAGUGUUCUGUGCAAUAGUCUCUCACCCUGCUGAUAACCUAGUGUCAUUCCUCAACAAUGCUAAGGGAGCAACCGUUGGAGAUGCUGUGAAGAAGAUUGGACUGUUGGGACUCUUCACAAGAGGACUUCCUCUAAGGAUUGUGAUGAUAGGGACAUUGACCGGAGCACAAUGGGGUUUAUAUGAUGCCUUCAAAGUGUUUGUUGGCCUUCCAACCACCGGUGGUGUUGCUCCAGCUCCUGUCAUCGUUGCUGCUGAAGCCAAAGCCCAAGACUAAAUGAUGAUAAAAAGGGUUUAGGAUUUUUGCUUGACAAAAAUAAAGAGAAACGUAUUGUAGUGAGGACGAGUGAGCUCAUCCUCACGAUUCCAACUUUAUUUUUUUUCCUUUUUGAAAUUCAUGUUCCUGAAUUCAGGAUAGUGCUCUCUCUAUAUUUUGACAUACUCUUUCCCUAUUAUUGUUUCUUUCGUGUUUGUGGGAUUGUAAUCUUAAAAAAGAUGAGUGAGACAGACUGCAAGAUAGGGAGAGUGGGCACGCCCACUUACUACUUUUGGUUAUAUUUUAUUUCAUUUGAAAAUCUUCUUUUUAG
This is a messenger RNA of Eruca vesicaria subsp. sativa (arugula), 1453 nucleotides long. The record is from the annotation of a GenBank genome assembly. NCBI's taxonomy places the organism in Eukaryota, Viridiplantae, Streptophyta, Magnoliopsida, Brassicales, Brassicaceae.